AUGGUUGGUCUAGAGAACUUUGAGCUGGCUGGCAUCAAGAGUUAUACACGGUUCUGGGGCCUCCUCAUGUUCGGAUCUUAUUCGGUCAUCAAUGUCAUCGUGCUGUUGAAUCUACUCAUCGCUAUGAUGUCCAACUCCUACGCUAUGAUUGACGAACAUUCGGAUGUUGAAUGGAAGUUUGCGCGUACAAGACUGUGGAUGAGUUAUUUUGAAGAAAGUGCUACUUUACCGCCUCCAUUCAACAUUAUGCCGACGCCGAAAUUGCUCCUUAAAAUGAUGGGUUUAAGAAAAAAAGAUAAGCUUAGAAAGAUGAAACAUAAGGAACAGAAGGAGAAGGAACACGAUGUUCGUUACUUAGCUGUGAUGCGUGCUCUGGUAUGGCGUUACGUGUCCGCUAUGCACAGGAAGAUGGACGAUGAACCGGUAACAGAGGACGAUAUAAACGAGCUGAAAGGAGACGUGUCAGCGUUAAGAUACGAACUACUAGAAGUGUUCGAGAAGAACGGCAUGGACGUGUCGUUCACAGACAGGAAGGAGAAGACUGUCCUUGGUAAACGCAUGAAGGUGUGGGAACGUCGUCUGAUGAAGAACUUCCAGGUGGCGCCCGUGGCAGGCGUGGAUGAUGAGAAGCCGGCUGACGAAGACGGCCUGUCCAAGUUCAGGAGGAUCGCUAGGAUGGCCGUCGCGAGCACCACCAAUGCUAAAUGGGAUCAAACACUUGCGCAGACUGGCAUUUCAUCUGUGACUACUGAGUGCAGGUACGAUAGGUACAUAGAUACGUAUAUCUUGCGACAGGCUCAGGUUUCAAAAGCUGCAACUCCUGUACCGAGCCCACGUGGACCAAGCCCUGUGCAAAGUCGCAUCCAGAGUCCCACACCUGGACCUGCACAGACUCCUGCACCCGGUUCAGCAGCUAGUCCUAUACCAAAGACUGCCAGUCCUAUCCCAGAUGAAGGUACACCGCCAGAACCGAGCCCAUUAAAAGCGAAGCGUGUGCCAGGUGAAUCCUCGCCUCCAAAGGUUAUCAAGAGGAAGCCACCAGGACCACCCAGCCAAUCUCCUGAUGGACAGACACUAGAUACGUCUACGGAGGAAAUUAAGCCUCCCGAAGAUAUAACAGUGGCUAGACCUGUCCCGCCUGAAAUCAAACCAGCCGAAGGGGCCAUACCUCCACCGCCACCUGUUAAGCCUAAGACUUUACUUUUAUUACCGAUAAAGGCACCACCAGUUCCUAGCACGGAGGUAACUCCAAGCACGCCACCAGUUCGUGCUGCUUCCCCAACUGUGACCAAACCUCCGACUCCACCGAAAGCAGCGUCACCGACGCCCAGAGUCACUUCUCCACAACCUUCUAUAUCAGCCUUGCCCCCACAGUUACCUGCAGCGCCUCCGUCGCCACCCAAACGUUUGUCAUCGACGUCCAGCACGGAACAGCUGAUCCCACCAGCUUCACCUGAACCUCUCCGCCCAAUUAAGAAACUUGAUGACAUCAAAACUAUCAAACGACAACCCAAGACUGGUUGGCUUUAA
Messenger RNA from Diatraea saccharalis (sugarcane borer), 1530 nucleotides. NCBI's taxonomy places the organism in Eukaryota, Metazoa, Arthropoda, Insecta, Lepidoptera, Crambidae. The record is from the annotation of a GenBank genome assembly.